AAGACUAAAAAUGAUUAAGUUUUCUUGCAUUUUGAAUAUGCAUUUAACGUAUAUAUUCUCAAAUGUUGAAUUUCUAAUUCUUGAUAAAAUUAAGAGACUUUAUUUAGUUUUAAAGUAAAGCUUUAUCAUUUUUGUAAGAACUAUGUCUUGCACAUUUAUCUGAUUGGUGACACGGUUUGUUUGGGCUAUACACCCUGGAAGUCCAUAGCUGAUAGAAGUGCCAUCUUGUUUACUGUUUAAUUUUUCCCAAACUUCUUUUCAUUCUAAAGAAAAUUUUAGACGCUUACAAGAUAAAUUUUACAUGUGUUUGGGUGCAAUUAGUAAAAAAUGGAUGACGAGGGCCUUGUAGUAGCUGUCCGUUUGUGUGACACAGGUGAGAGAGAACAACCAGAUCCACUGUGUUUACGAUCUGAAGAUUUGGCAACAUGGCGACAUUUCGAGACAUUGGUGAGAGCAUUACUGUAAAUAUUAUAUUUAAUCUAGAUAUAUAAGCAGUUCAUCAAUAAGGUUUUAGACGUUUAGGGUUAAUCUAUAACUUCAGCGUCGGCUAUUCGGAAAUCGUGUUUUUUAAGUGCUACUUUGCUGGUUAUUCUCUUUUGAUGAGAUAAAAUUAUGUCACAACAAAUCAUCAUGAUAUAAUUAUAAUGGGAUUUUGUUUUGUAUGACAUUGUUUUGUACAUAUUCAUUUCAGUGCACACACACCCAUAUAUAUAUACAAUUUAUUUAUUCCAACACAAAAUAUUUUAAAUUGCAAAAUUUAAACAAUUUAAUGAAUGAAAAGAAUAUAAUAUUUUGUAAGCAAACAGUUUGAGUUUAUGCAUAAUAAAUAAUAAUAUUAGUUUUCCCUCAAAGUAUCAAUGAACUUCUUGAAAAUAACAUCUCCCUGAAAACGAUUGCUGAAAUGAAUGCUGAACUUGAACUUGUGCAAAUUUUAAGGGAAAGGUAUUUUGGCAGUGUCUAUAUCUCCCGCACUUAUUUGUCCGGCGACCAAGUCACAUGACCGCCGGAAGAAUACUUUAUCGAGAUAUUCGUCCAGUGACCAAGUCACAUGACCGCCGCAACAAAGCGGCGCUAUAUAUUUGUCCGCCAGCCUUGUCACGUGUCCGCAAAUGAUUCAAAACUAUUGUUAAUUUUAAUAUCUAUUUCUCUACCAAGUAAUGUACUGAGUAUCUUGCAAACAAAUAUUAGAAAAAAUACUUGGGUAUAUUACCAAAACAAAGUGGGGAUUAAGCAAUAAUGCAUUCUAGAAGUAGAAGGAAGCAAUGCAUUAGAGGGAGAGAGAAUUACAGUAAUAAAAAAAAAUAAAAAAUAUGAAUGGUCAAAAAAAAAUAAUAGUGAGGGUGAUGAAUAGUUAGUAUAUGGCCGACUAGUUUAAUAUUCAAAGUCAAACACUUUAUGCAUCUCAGUGCAUAUGAAUAAAUUAACAUGUUCAGCAUUUAUUCAUUAUCUAGGGAUCGGAAUAUCAAAUGCAAUGCUACUUUUUUGCUGGCGACCACUUGCCACAUGACCUGCCGCAAUAAUAACGCCUACCAGUCGUCCGGCGGUCACGUGACAUGCCCGCCGGACGUAUAUCUCCAGCACUAUGUGUCUGGCGCGCCGGGCAUGUAGACACUUUGUAAGGGAAAAGAGCCCGGCUUGUGCCAAACUAUCUUUUCAGUUUUGUGCAUAUCCACAAAUUUUCUACAUUGUGUGUAUCAUAGUGUAUGCUUUGUUGAUGGACCACGGUUGAGUAGAAUAUAUCUCUCUAUGCACUCCUGUAAAGUCUAUCAUGUCUAUCUGACACUUAAACAAGAAAACAUCGCCCAAUCUAUGCCACAAAAAACCCAGAGGCCCUCACACCACUGUCCAUAAUUGUAUUUCCAGUGGAAAUAUUUAGUUUCAUUAAUUUCUAUGACAAUUCAACCUAUCGUCAAAACCCCUAAUCUCUGUUGCACAUGCAGCCAGUCAGGCUGCACACUCUUCCCUCAUGAAGUUGCACCAAUCUUACACGAAACUGAUAUUUCUGACAUUAGUCUCGCCUGACAUCUGCAAUUGUGGUAUGUAACAACACCAGCAGUAAACUAUAAUCAUAAUUUGCUGGUUGCUGAGGUGACUUCCUGCAAAAAAAAAGUUUUCCCUUAGUGACUUUCUGAAACUGCACUUACCACAGACCCACCUGCGACCGUCCUUGAAUGUAUCUGUUCAUUGUGCACAACCAUUGCAUAUACAACCUCAACAUUUCAUACUGUUUUUUAGCAGGCGUCAACGCAUGCACAAUUGCAGUACUGAUUGAGGGUCCAAAAAGCUUGGCAGUAGUUAAGACAUCUGCCACAAUUCUUCAUUGCGUACCUCAGCAGCAUAAAAACUUGCAACUGAACUAAUGUUGUCUCACCUCUUUUUCUUCCCGCCAUAUCACUAGAUUAGUAGCUUAUUGAAAUGAAUUCUGCUCAAUAACUUUAAAAGGAAGUGGAACUGUAAAUGGACAUCAAUAAAAGAAUAAUAGAAAAACAGCAUUUUUGAAUAGCUGACUCUGAAGUGGUAGAUUACCAACUGCAAAUAUGUAUAUUUUGUAUUCUCUGAUCUAUCCCAAAAUUGAAUGCAUCAAAAAAUUUUCAAAGUACUUAGUUUUAGUACUCAUAGUCGAAGAAGUAGUAGUAUAGCAGGCCUAUUAUUUAUCAAGUAGGCUUUGUAAUAUUUAAUUUAAUAUUAUUAUUAAUACAUAGCCUAGGCCGACUAAAUUAAAAAAUUAUUGGUAGUUUAGGCUUGGGUUAUUAUUACCUAGCCUACCUUAUCAGCUAUCUGAUACUAAUCAGUAUUCUAGUACUAGUUAUUAGUUAGCACUAGCCUUAGGGGGUAGGUGGGUAUGCCAAGGGAAGGGUUAGGCUAUUUGAGGAAUUCUUAAUUAAAUAAUUCAUCAUUUGUUCUAAAGACUUAUUCAAAGUUAACUCAUAUUUUCCCUCUUUAUCAUCAGCUACGGGAUAUGUAUCAGUGUCCUCCAGAAGCAAUCAGAGUUUCUUAUCUUGAUGAUGAAAAUGACUGGGUAUGAUUUAAUUUAAUAGCCUGUUAUCACUAUUCAUUUAUAAUAAACCUAUGCCUGCGUUAUCAUAACACUACAAUUAAAUUAAAUUUUUGUCAAAAGCCCGUAAAUAAGUAAGCCAUAAAGUUGUAUUAUCUAACAGAGUAAAGGUUUCAGUUUUAUUGCUUGCAUUCUUAUUGUGUAUCUUUGCUCUUUUGUAAUUUUAAAUUGCUAAAGUAAAUGAGCACUUUUGUGUUUAUUAAGCUACAUUUGUUAUUUGACUUAACUUAAAGACCUGUUUCACUAUCUUUAUUUUACAUUUCAAUUAUUCUAAAUUUAAGGUGGAACUCGGUAGUGAUGGUGAAUUAGCAGAAGCAGUCAAGGUAAAAUUUGCAAUGACGUCAUAGAUUUAGUUGAUCAGAUAAUAUUUCUAAGUUUUAUUUAUAUCUUGUUUAUUGGGUUGAUCUUGGAUAGAGUUUAAGCCCUGACAAAAAAAGGAAUGAUUUGUUUUUCUACAUAUAGGUCUUUAAUACAACAACAUUUUUUGUUUUCAAAUUUCAACUGGGCUGCACUUAUUUUGAAUGUAUAUUUAGACAUUUUUUUUGGCUUAUUCAGUUUUUUUAACAACAAAAAAUAUUAAUCAACAGCUGACCAGGGCGUCGGGUGAAAUUUUACAACUGCAAGUAAAGAGAGGAGAUGCUGAAAAGCUUAUUCAUAUUGAUGUUGGGGGCAAAAGCGAGAAACCACAAGGGAGCAAUGCCGUUGUGUAUGUCCCAACAACGGAUCCAGGAGGAGAUGUGUUUGGCCAGCUUGUUUAUCCCCACCCACCUCCAACAAACCCAACCCAGGUGAAUACAUUCUACCCACCUGCACAUGGAUUCCAACCUUUGGUACUGGUUUAUCCACAUCCUAAAGAUACUACACCAUUACCAAGUGCACCAAGGGAUGAGGAAACAAAGAUUAAUUCAUGGAGGAACACUGGAAGCUUUGCCUUGAAAGUGGACAUGGACUCCCAGGAUAAAAGACCAUGUCCACAGCAAAAUAGCAGUCAGUGUCAUGGCACAAGCCAAGCCAAAGAGCAGACACUUUUGGAUGACAUCAAAAGCCCAGCAGUAGUCAGCAGAGUUGAGCCACUGUGCUUGGAGCCCGGAUCCCUGGGUCAGAAUUUCUUGCCCAAUCAAGAUCCCUUUGAAAUUCAGUCAGAUGGCCCAUCCCAGGUGGAGGAUGGAGCCCACUCCCCCCUCAUUCCAACUUUUGCUGGGAAACCAUUGGUCAAAGGGGGAAGCAAUGACCAGAUAAAGACUCCAGAAGAUGAUGCCAGACCAUUUGGAGGAGUGCAGCAGAGCAGAGUGUUGGAGUUAAUGACCUCUGUGCAUGAUGCAUUAUCAUUCAACACUUGGCCAGCUCCGGCAGGGUCCAACCCUUCUUAUGCCAUGGCCAAGUGUAAGGUGGUGAAGAAAGGUGCCGUCGACAGCCUCCCUCCUAAACCAAUGCCAAGAAAUCUCCUGAUGAUGGAGGGAGCACAGUCUGGGGCUAAUGCUGUGGCGAUUGAGAUGCCACCAGAACCUGACUUUUUCCAUGGGCCGUCGGUGAACAAAGAUGAGGAGAUAGCAGCCAGUGGAGGGUAAGUGACUACCCUGACUUUAAGAUUCAUUGUUUGUCAGAGAGACUUUGAUGGCAUUUGAAAAACCUUAGCCUUCAGCUCCCGUGAAUUUGAACUUCAGAUAUGAUAAAUGGUUCUUUUAAAACUGAAGAAAAUUAAAUGAACUCCCCCCCCCCCGAAAAGAUAUAAGUACUUAAUAUUUUAAGAUUUAAUUUAAAAAAACAAAAGCUUAUAAUAAUAUCACAUUUUAUUCAAAGGAAUCAAAUGUCUUGUAAAUGUAUGUCGCAUUUUCGGAUCAGCAACUGGAAAGAUAAUAUUUUAUAAACUAAAAGUUAUUUUUAGCAUUGACAGAUACAUGUCUCAUGCUUUUCAGGGCAUCCUCAACGUCUGCUUCUGAGGAAACAGGGGAAGUCAUUGCCCGGGCAGGUGAUGAUGCUGCAGCUUUCAGCAGAGAGGUAAGCUUCUAUGUAUUGUGUGUGACAAAUUACCAGCCAACACGCGUUACAACAGUCACAAACCAUUGUGUACCAAAACUACUUUUGACAGCCAAUAGACAAUGCAAUUGAUUCUGUUUGAUUGCUCAUUGUUAAAUGUAUCAAAUUUUUUGUUUCUUUUUUUGGUGGCCUGUUAUUGCAUGCUGUUUUAUAAUUUGAGCUGCUCUUUGGGCAAAUGUCUGUUAUUUAUAGAGGAGCAAUUUUUGUGUGUGUGAAUGGUUGAUUUUACUCUAGCCCCUUUUAGCAAAUUCAGUUCUUAAACAGUAGUCUUCUUCUUGUUAACUCCUUUAGUAUGACUUAAUGAUAAUGAAAAUGAGAAAAAGAAUUUUAAAAAGAAAAACAGUGUCUAUUUAGUAAUGGUUACUGAAUUUGAACCAUUCAAGUUUCUAAAUUUUGUUUAAAUAUUAAUUUCAAGGCUUCAUUCAGUUCCCACUAUGUUUGUUAAUCUUAUAUAAAAAUGAUACAUUUUGGAUUUAAACAGUGGGAAAAAAAGGCAAAAUGUCCUUUUAGUAAAGACAUUAAAAAAAGGAUUUGAUGAUUUCUGCUGCCAUGUGUCACAUGAAGUCAGUCAGGUCUUUGGUGUACUGAGUUUUGGCUAACCCACUGGUUUCCAGGAGCUCAGCAUGCAAUACUGUCUGGUCCAAAGUUCAACUGUUGAUGCUUUUGUCACAUUCAUCUUUCACCAGCUCCAAUUUGUUUAUUCAUUAUACAAAAGAAAACAUAUUAAUUUUUAAAAAAAUAAUAAUAACAGCUUUUUAUGUGUUGUUAAAUUUUUUUAGUCACGGUUGACUCAAAUGUUUGGGGAAUAAAGCCAACUACCUUAGUCUGCUGAAAUUUUUAGAGGAAUAAGCCAACUACAGUAGUCAUGUGCUGAACGAGUAGCAAAUUGUUGUGUCUAAAUUUGCAGCACUCUACUGGGUGUCUAAAUUUUAUUGAAAUCCUCUGACAAAAGUUUUUUUUUUAAACUAAUGCAAUCCUUUCAAGACAAAAAUAGCUUGUAACUCAUCUAUCAAGGAUCAGCUUGUGAUAAUACCAGCAAGAUAGCAGAUUCUUGCAGAGUUCUGAAAUCAGUAAGCUUCAUGGAGAUGAGUGGCACUAUCGUCACCCCUGCUUCUUCUAUUUUUUUCCCACUUUCUCUACAGAUGAAAUCGUCUAUCCGAGAGACAGAGCCAUUUGGUGUAGCCAUGGUAUCCAGUGAAGCAGGCGCCCUCCAAGCAGAAAAGAAAUUAAUCAAGAGAUCAGAUUCUAAAAUCAAGACCACGUCUGCUAAAAAGGAUAAAAGGGAUGAGCUGGGGGUGGGGGCAAAACCAAAAUCAUUGGAGAAGGUUGAAAGGAGAAAGGGAGAGUGCAAAAAGAAAACAGAAGAAGAAACAAAGAAGAAGACUGCGUCUGGGGAGAAGAAGGUUGAAGAGAAAAAAUCAGGGGACAAGAAGAAGAUUACUAAAGAUAUGGAAUCAGGGGAGAGAGUCAGGACCAAGGAGGAGACGACCCUCCAGUAUAAUGACUUUAUAAAAGUAAUGAAAAAGGUGAGACAGCUUUCUUGUAGCUUAUGGGCAAUAAUAACAACUCACUGCAUUGUUCACCAACCGUUUACACUUGAAAAAAAAAACGGCACCGCUACAGAUUUUAAGAAACAUUUUUUUUUAAAGUCAUAUCCCCAAUGUCAUUGUUCCAUAUUUGUCACAUCCAAGAGUGUUCCAGUUUAAUGAUACAUCUUUGCUACCGUUUAGCUUUAGGGUCUGAUCAGAAAACUAUAAUGGCCUAAAAGUGAAAAAAAAAAUAAUUUAAAAAUUAUGUCUCUAUUUGAAAUAAAAAAAAAAAAAAAAAUAAUUCAGAAGAGAGAAAGAAAAUUAAUUAAUUAAUAAAGAAAAAUAUAAUGGAAUAAAAAAAAAAAAAAAAAUAAUUUAAAAAUUAUGUCUCUAUUUGAAAAAAAAAAAAAAAAAAAAAGAAGCCAGAAGAGAGAAAGAAAAUUAAUUAAUUAAUAUAUUGAGGCUGUCAAAAAUGAAAUACUUAAUAAAUCUAUUGAUUGGGUUACUUAGAAUAAAUCUUUCAAAUUGUAAUGCGGCUGUAUCUAUGAAGAGAUAUUUGUAGAUACGUCUAUGACUCUUCAUGAUACCUUGAAGUGCUGCCAUAAAUGUUGUCAUCUUGUAAAUUUUUGGUUUGUGACCAAUGCUCUUUGUUUCAAGAUUUUAAAGUACACGCAUGUUUAUGUUCUUUUAGCUUUAUUACAUUUUUUUACCAUUAAGAGUAUCAUGACAAGUAUGUCAAGCACCGGAGGGGGAGUGGGGUCUAAAAAAAAAGGGUGGGACCGUUCUGGGGUGGGGGGGAGAUGUUGAUCUUCUGUGACAUCACAUAUUUUUUUAAUCACACAAAAUAAAACCUACAAUAGACAGUGAUGUUGAACUUUCUUAUGUGUUGGAUGUAUUCUGACAGAAGAUGUUGAACUUUCUUAUGUGUUGGAUGUAUUCUGACAGAAGAUGUUGAACUUUAUUACAUGUUGCAGACCUGUUUACUCUUACGAUUUUAGUGUACAAUGUACGAUUUUGAGGUGUAUAGGUUGUAUUUACUGUAUGUUUAUUUUUUACUAUAAAUAUAAUGUAUUGAGCAAUUUUGUGAUGAUAUUGUACGAUUUUAAGAGUUUGUGGGUUAACAGGUCUGUUUUUGGAUGUAUUCUGACAGAAGAUGUCAGUUUUUAAAAUUAAUAGUGAAUUGUGAUUUAUGUUAAAUUGGACGUGCGCCCCAAAGAUUUUUUGUCAGGUAAAAGAGAAUCCUUCCACCAUCACACCCUACAAACCACUCCUACCCAUAGUCAAUUGAUACUGAAAGUUAAUGAGCUAUCUGUAUAUGUAUAAUACCACCCAUGCUACAUACAUUUAUAGCGCUGUAUAUGUAUAAAAAACUUUGACUCUAAAUGAAUUUAUAGUACAGCUAAAAUGUUCAACAUCAUAAUUUCUUUAAAUUUAUACCUGAAUAUUUCCAUUAUCGCACUGUCAAUCUCUCUUAGAACCAUAUAACAUUUUGUUCUUUGGUGAAUAAGUUGAAUGUGUUUGUGAUUGACCCAGGUAAAGAGAGAGAUACACAACAGUAUUGUGAAAGAUGUCACGAAAGAAACCGACAGUCUCCUACAGAAGGCCUUCAUCAAAUCUCAAAUUCAAAAGUUGUGCGACCCCCAGGAGCUGAAGCUGAGGUUUAACACUGGUGAGUCUGGUUUUGACAAUCUCUGGAGUGGAGUUUUAAACCUUGCGAGUUAGGUUAAACACCUCGUGAACAGAGUUUAACACAUCAUGGGUGAUGUUUAAUACUGUGAGUGAGGUUUGUCACACACUGUUUCUAAUUUACACUCAAAACAAGUGAUCAUAUAUGUCUAGCAUGUUCUUCCCAAGAGGAAGUUAAAUUGCUGUCAAAAUUUUUAUCAUAUGCAUUUAUAGAAAAAUGAUAUCUUGAUCGGGUGAGUUCAGAAUUAAAUAGAAAGGCUGAGAUAGAAAAGAAGAUUUUUCUUUUUGAAUUUAAGAUUAGAAUAAAAAAUUUCAUUAUUUGUUUUGCUAAAUUUGCUAUAAGUUUGUUGUUUUUUUAUUGUUACCAUAGUGUGCUAAGGCAUGACAGACUAACAUUUUUUUAAGAUCUACCCAUUGGAAUGGCAAAGCUAUUAUUUUCUUCUCUAUAAUAAUAAUUGGUCCGAAAUGCUCAUGCUUGUUCAGUCAGAUUUGCUAUCAAAAUAUUUUAUGAAACAUUCUGAAUUUGUCUCUCACACCAGCACUUGUCCAGCAUAUUGGGAUUUAUUGCGACCAAUGCAAUGUUGAGAUUCGUGGCAUCAGGUACAAAUGCGGGUAAGUGGAUAACUGGAACAUAUUUUGGUGAAAUGUUCAGUUAAUCUUUCUUUGGGAAUGGUCUUUAUUAUUUAUUAUACUAUUUUUUAAUUUUUUUUAACAAUGCUCAAAGCAGACCUGUUUACUCUUACGAUUUUGGCGUACAAUGUACAAUUUUGAGGUGUAUACGUCAUAUAUACUGUAUGUUUAUAUUUUUACUAUUAAGAUAAUGUAUUGGAUGAUUUUGUGAUGAUAUUGUACGAUUUUAAGAGCUUGAGGGUAAACAGGUCUGUUAAAGGGCUUUAAUAUUUGUGAGUGAAGGUCUAAAAUAGGUCAAUGAUAUAAAUACAUUUUAAAGGUAAUCUUUAUAAUUUUGAUGCAUUGAAACCCAACCUAUUCAUUCAUUGCUUGCCAAUCAGUUUUAAAAUGUGUCUUUGUUUUAUUCAAUUUCAUUCACCCUUGAAUCUUAUCUUGGAAUAUUUCUUUCAUUUUGAUCAAGUUUACUAAAAUCAAGUUUUUUUUCCCCCUUCUAUUGUGUGAUCCUAUGGGUUUCUCAGGUAUUCCUUACAUGGCAUGUAUAAAUAACAUUAUGAUUGCAGCAAUUGCUUUGACUUUGACCUGUGUGAGGUAUGCGAGGAUGUUCCAGACAUCCAUGACCCAACACAUGUGUUCCUGAAGUUGAGGUACCCAGCACGCAAGGCCGGCUGUGUGGGCAGCGAGAGGCUGCCACUGCUCCGAGAAAACAUAUACCUUGCGGAGAGGGAGGAGCUGGGUAGUGACGAACAGAUUUGUCGGUUAAAUGCACCAGAGUAAGUUGUUGGUACCUGUUCAUUCUAUUUCCUAUUACCUGCAUUUAUGUCCAUCUUUUUGGCCCAGAUAACUAUUUCUGCUGUGUGAUUUCUCAAAUGUAUUUGUUUGAAAAUAACUUUAUUUUGAUGUACCAGCAUUUUCUUAGACAAUAAACAUUGGUCUUCAUGUUCUUCUUCCUUGAACAACUUAAAACCACAAUAAUUGUCUCUUAAUAUUUGAACGAAAAUGUAAAAAUAUAUCAAGACAAAUGGAUAUUAAGCACUCAAGCAAUGUUUUUGUUUUAUUAAAACUUCGUAAUCUUGAGUGACUGUUGUGAAAUAUUUUGUUGUUUGGUUGUUAACUCAAUUUAAAGAUGGGCAAAUUUGGAUAUAUAAAGUUUACUCCGGCCCUGUGUUCAAGUUUCACAAGUUUUUUUUUUUUUUUUCAGACAGUGUGGUGUGUUAAGUUCUGUUGAAUGAGUAAAGAUUUAUAUUUAAGUUUGUUUUUGUUGUGUGCCAAUACUGGCUGAAUAUUAACUAUAUGAGACCCGUUUAAUUUUGAAAAUAUUCCUUAAAUCUCAACAGUCAGGGUCAGUGUUGUUUGGGUGCAGAUAAUGCAGAGGAGUUCAACAAGAAGGCUGUAAGACAUGGUCCUGAGACAAACAAUUACAGAGUCCAUGAUUACCCGCCUGUGAUCUAUGACCAGGACUUCAUAACAGAGGUGAAUACAAUCUAUAACUUGUUGACCAGCUGCAGUCUCCCCAUGUUUCGUUUCAUAGAAGUGUUUGUGUUCUCCCAAUGCAUCAUUUAACAAUUUGCUGUCCUCCUUUCAGACACAUCCUCAAAACACAUUCAACCUUGAGAUGGCCAAGGGGAUUGAUUCUGAAAUGGAUAGGCUGGGGAAUCCAAUGGAAGCCCAACAGGAUGUUAUCCGUAUGACUAAACUGGUGGCUGCCACUCCAGUGACUGCCAAUGAAAUCUACACAACCGAAGGUAAUAUUUUUGUUAUAGAGAGUCCAUGAACACAAAGUCAAUCGUUUUUAUUGUUGCAACCUUACUAUCCACUUUUGGGUAUGAGUGAUCACAAAUUUUAAUGGAAUAAAGCUGACAAUGCUAAUUUUAAUGACAACUCGUUGUGUGACUAGCAUCUAAUCCCUAAUUAAUCAAUAGAUUUAAAAAAGGCCCUUGUAUCAUAGUUGUUGAUAUAAAUUAACAUUACUACUUUUUAAAUUAUUUAAAAAAAUUUUGUAUUAGACUGACUAUUCAAUGCUACAUUGAGAUGUUGUAUUUUUCUUCAUCUUGCCAGGAGAAGUUGUUAGAGAUGAACCCACCAGCCCAGCUGUCAGUGACUCCAGCAGCAGCAGCAGCAUCAUCUCCCUGUCCCAUCCCCCUGGCUCCAUCCCACUGGUGCCCCUCACAGCAGCUAAGAUGAUGAUGAGAGGGGAAAAUGAGGCAAUAACCACUGUCACUGAGGAGACUGUUGAAGGUACUAAUAACUAAGACAAUUGCCAGUACAUCAUCCAUAUGUUUGCUUUAUUAAAAAUAUGAGCAUGAAGCAAGUUUCCAAGUCUUGAUAAGAUUUUUUUAUCUUUUGGACAAAUUUAUCAUAGAGGCAGUUUUUGAUGUAGAAACAAGUUCUGUUCCUAGAGGUUGCUCACUAUAAUAUUUUUUUUUUGGAUACAUUAAACCAUCUAAAAAUGCAAUAUUUAUGAUAAAAUCCUAUAUGUUAGACGUCAUUUAUCCAUAUGAAAGACAUUAUAUUAAAUAUCGAAUGUGGUUUUUAUCUCAAUGAUAUACUAGGAAUGCAAAAUAAAAGUUGAAAACAUGAUAAAGGGUCAAUAAGAUGCAUUAAUUAAAUAGUUGAUUUUAAUUAAAAGCAGACAACAUUAUUCAGUACAUUAAUAAAAUCUUUAAGUGAAUGUUCGCAAAUCGAGAACUGCCUAUAUGUAGUUUUGUAACAAAAAUUCUGCAAUGUUAAUAACAUUUUAGGAGCUGAAAGAGACUUUGACAGUAUCCCUGUGAGAAGACCAUUGUCCCCCAAUCAGCCCAUCUUCUUUGAUCUUGAGGAGGAGGACAGCUCCUUCCAGGAGUGGGACUCUGACAGCAGUGAUGACUUCUGUAUCAUAGACCCCUCCCAUGCCCCUGUCAGCAGGGAUGACUAUGAGGCCAUCACCGAUGUAAGGUUUUAUCUCUGUUUAAAUUUUAGCAUCUUUUUAAAACAAAUAACAUGAAGCUGCUGAACAUGUUAACUAAACAAGACUAAGUAAAACUAAACAAGACUAAGUAAAACUAAUCAAGACUAAGUAAAACUAAACAAGACUAAGUAAAACUAAACAAGACUAAGUAAAACUAAACAAGACUAAGUAAAACUAAACAAGACUAAGUAAAACUAAACAAGACUAAGUAAAUGGAAAGCCUUAUGCAUGAUAGAGAGGGUUAAUACAUUAAUACUUCAAAGACAUAAUCAUAUAUCUGCCUUGUACCAUACAUCUGCUUUGUAUCAUACAUCUGCCUUGUAUCAUACUUUUAAAUCAGCCGAAAUGUUUCAUCAAUGUUUUAAAAAUUUAGGUUUUCAGUUUUUAUUUACACAUCUCUUUUGAGCACAUUUAUGAAGCAUACAUUUACUGUUAGAUAUUUAAAUUAUUUUAAUAUGCCACAUUGAAACUUCAGAAUUCAUUUGUUUUUGUUUUUUUGGUGCUCUCAGGGGAUGAUGUAGACAACUGAAAUAUCCAGCUACUGUCAGGUUAAUUUUGAUAUCUCGUAUUUUAAAGAGCUUUAUUUUCUUCCAGCAUGAAGGUGAUGAUGAGACCGAGUCAAGACAGGGAGAGCAGCACCUCACUGAGGCAGAAGUUAGCGCCACUUGCCAGGACAACACUGCUGUGGUGAACACAGCCGUUGAACAUUCCCCAAGCCCCAGCAUUGAAGUCCUGGAGGUUGUGCAGGAUGAGGCCGGUUGCCUGUCACCGCCCGAUGUUGUGGUGACUCACAGGGAGCAGGUUGAUGGUGAGCACGAGGGGGAGAGGGCUGAAGAGGCCGAGGGGGAAAAGAUUGAAGAGGCAGCUGGAAGGGAGGAACAGGUGUCAUGGGUGAACCUACCAGAUGAUGGACUUGUGCACAAGAUGAAUGAAGAGGAGAAAAACAGGUGAGUUGUUGAAAGCUCAAUCACAUCAAGGUCCUAAGCAUUGAAGAAUUCAAUUUCCAGAUCAACCAGUUGCCGUGAAUAAAAUAGCUGUUUGAAAUUUUUCUGCACAGUUGUUGCUUGCAAAAGGAAAAGGAGCUGGCACCUUUCUAAUUACUCCUCACUCGUCUUGUGUGCUCAUUCUCACCCCUCAGUCAUCUUGUGUGCUCAUUCUCACCCCUCAGUCAUCUUGUGUGCUCAUUCUCACCCCUCAGUCAUCUUGUGUGUUCAUUCUCACCCCUCAGUCGUCUUGUGUGCUCAUUCUCACCCCUCAGUCAUCUUGUGCGCUCAUUCUCACCCCUCAGUCGUCUUGUGUGUUCAUUCUCUUUGGAACUGGUCAUUGUUGAUUCUCAUUCAUUUUUCUUUGGUAAUGACAGCCAGGUUUAAUGUUAAAAUCUUGCAAUGAUGAGAAUUCAAUGUAAACUCUGGCAAGUAAUGCAGAAUUUAAUCAAAAGUUAAUAAAGUUGUGUUGUUUCACCAGAGCCUCAGAAUUCACAUACACAUUUAUCUCUCCCAAUUAUUUUAGAUUCAAACAACUUCUGCGUGAAGAGAUGGAUAAGGAAUUUGAAGAAGAGCUCAGAAAGAGGGCCAAAGAUCUAGAGAGGGCCCUGCAGGCACAGAAGGAGGAAGAGUUUCAGUACAUUCUAGAAGCCAAGGAGAGGGCGGCUGCCAUUGAGAAUGCAUUUCUAGAGCAGGCAGCCAGGCAGAAAGAAUUGGAAGACCACCAAGAGAGAAUUUCAAGACAAAGUUCAAUUAGAGGGGACCUCACUCCUACCCCAUCUCUGGAUAAUUCAUGUGGGGAAUUCUCAGUAGGCAAGAAAGAUGCAGAUUGUCAGACGUAAGUAAACACAUUUUACUAUCUUCAUCACCAUGGUUACUACUGGUUUUGUCUGUGGCUUUCCUUCCUGCCCUUAUCCAGAAGCUGCACAUCUCUCAACACUGUGAUCAAUCGCUGGGAGUCGACGUUUACCAGACGAAGUCCUCAGUGUUGUGCCAUCACUCAGUCAUGUCGUCCCUCAGUCAUGUCAUCCAGGCAGGAUUCCCUAUUUGCUCAUUCCCCGCCACCGUCUCCUGGCACUCCAUUUUUUCAUUGUGGGUUUAGGCUAUUUUAGACAGAGGAUUGUCAUGUCCUGGGUCAGUUGUGUCUGUGCGAGGACUUUUAUGCAGAGGAUUGUCAUAUCCUGGGUCAGUUGUGUCUGUGCGAGGACUUUUAUGCAGAGGAUUCUCAUGUCCUGGGUCAGUUGUGUCUGUGCAAGGACUUUCAUAAUCCUGGGGACAGACAGCAUCCACCAGACCUUGCUGGUAGGUUCCACAUCACGACUGGUUAAACGUAUACAACCAUGAUGAUCCAACUUCUGAGUCAAUGAUAGGGGUAACAUUAAAAGGAGGAUAAAGUCUAGGAGAAGAGUAGGGUCUGUGCCAGUGUAACAUGACAUGUUUUAUACUUUGCUCUUAAAGGUUGAGGGGGGGAGGCAGCCUCCCCCCCAAGGGUCCAGUUAUAUCACUGGACAUUUGGUCACACUUGAUUGGGUCACUGUUGGUAACAGGGAGGACCAGUACAAUACAAACAGAAGUACUUUAGUGAAGGCGCCCAUUCAGAAACACUUAGGUAGGAGAUGCCAUACUUCAGAGUUAUCCUGGAGUGCUACGGAUGCAGCUGCACCGGUAGAUAUGGGCAGUCACCACCUGUAAACAGGAGAGGUGUUGUCAUACGCAUCACUGUUUUUUACCCUCCCCAUUUUAUCAAUCUUUAAGCUAAUCAAUUAUCUCCCUGUGCCAUGUCGAUCGAUGCCUUAAAUUAUAGUGCUGUGUUCAAUUUAUUUUCAGGAGUACAUCUCUUAGCCCCAUCAGUUAAUUAUGGUGCUGUUUUCAGUAGUACGUCUCUUAGCCCCAUCAGUUAAUUAUGGUGCUGUUUUCAGUAGUACGUCUCUUAGCCCCAUCAGUUAAUUAUGGUGCUGUUUUCAGUAGUACGUCUCUUAGCCCCAUUACUAAAUUAUGGUGCAGUGAUCACUGAUAGUGGUCACUUUUGAUUAGUAAAAAAUAUAUUUUUAUGACUGUGUCAAUUAGUGGUUACUUUUGAUUAGUAAAAUAUGUAGCUGUAUGACUGUGUAAAUUUUCUUCUCUCCACUCAAGGGUCCCUGAACCUAUUCACCCAGCCACUCACAUCAUUCACAAUGUGGCCUCUGGUGUGUCUAAAGCAGCGACCACUGCUUACUACACAGCCAAGGAUGUCUUCUAUUCUCUCCAAGCCAAGCAGGUGAGCUCAGGCCAUCAUGGUUGAAAUAAAAAAUAUGUUUAAUCCUGUGUUUAAAAGCUGACUUCCAAAUGUAAGAGGGCUGGGCUGCCAUAAAAUGGAGUGAGUUCAUGAAUGGCAUCUUUGGGCUUUAAUCUACCAUGUCGUAAGCUUUAAAAAGCCAGUUUUUGUUUUUUCACCCAAUAAGGAUCAAAUGUAAUUAAUACAUUAAGUUAGAAAUCUAAUAAACUUGACUACGGUACUUAAAUAUCUAAACUUGACUGCUUAAAUAUCUAUAAUAUGUCCUGUACAUACUGUUUCAUUAAUUUGUACUUGCCUCACACUCACAUUCAUAACUUUAAGAUCCAGCCUGAACGCUAUUGACUAAUUUAUCAGAUAUGUUUGUCAAAUUUUUAAUUUGGAUAGAUCAGGCAAUGUUUCUCUCUUUUUAGACUAAUUGGAAAUGUUUAUCUCUUUUAGAUCAAUUUGAAAUGUUUAUCUCUUUUAGACUGAUUGGAAAUAUUUAUCUCUUUUAGACUUAUUGAACUCAUUGUUGGUUUCCUCUUAUAGCAAGAAUGGAAAACUCCUGUAGCCACCUACAAACCCCCCCAGUCUACCUGGCAACCCCCGGCCAGCACCUGGACCCCUCCGCUGGAUGACUACAUCCCUCCAACCUCCACAUGGACCCCACCCAAACAGAACAUUGUCUUGCCAUCAAGCUGCUACGAGCAGAAUGAUGACCAAACGCAAAACUCUGACACGGAGAUGAAAACUGAUGCUGUGGAUAACGCACCUGGUCAUCAAACAAGCUGUAAGAAGCCAGCGACGGCUGCCCCACCUCUCCCAUUGUCCUUGAUGGACGUCCAUGAUUCAGUUGUGAAACGGGAGCUCCAGGGCAUGCAGCGACUCAUCGAGAUGGGAUUCGCCAACAGAGAGAAGAAUCGACAGCUGCUCCAGAAAUUUGAAGGGGAUCUUGAGAAGGUGGUUCAGAGCCUGCUCCAGGAGGAAGGUGAAGGGGAUGACCACUGGGCGUUGCACAGGCAUUAAUGGGAAUGUGAAUUCAGCAGGUCUGUGAGUUAUAUACAAGCAAGAAGGAUAAACAUCAAUUUUACUUGAAAAGAUAAGGUUUUUAUUGUCUUUAAAAAUUUAACAACAGAAGUUUGUAAAAGUGUAAUGAUUGCUUUUAUUAUUUUUUUUCACUUCAGCUUAUUGUUCAAUUGACAUGGAAUAGGACAAGAAAGUUUUUAUCUGUACACUAUAUGUCUGCACAUUGCUUUUGGGUUUGAUUAUUUAAAAAAAGUUUUUUAUACAGAACGUUUAUUUCCAUUGCUUGAUUAGCCACAAGAACUAAUAAACUGUAACAUGUAUUUUUAACGGCUCGAGGCGCACACACUCGUCUGUCAUCGGGCUACUUAGCUCAAUCAUAUCGAUUGUACUUAUUGAGAUGAGUAGUUUUUCUAUUUCGUUAUCUUUGCUAUGUAGACAAAAAUAAAGGAGCACUUUUCUCCCACUAAAGCAUGUUAAGAAAUUUCUAUGAUAUAUUAUUAUUAUCAUCAAUAGUAAUAAAAUUGUAUUUUGAGGAGCCAACAGGUGCUUUUUAAAAAGAUUUGUUGCUACAAACCUGGAACAUGUAAUAUUUUAUUUUUGUUGAAUGGUAGAAUAUAUUACUACUGACACUUUCCAUGUUUGUGUCAUUGUGUCCAUAUGUACCAAGACAUAACCAUUCAACUGUUAAUAUUUAGCAUAUUAUUAUCCUUCACUUAAAGUCAAAUACAUAGAUAGAUUUUUUUCAUGUAACUAGAAAAUGUGUAUAUAUUGAUAUUAGUCAAGUAUGAAAUUGACGAAGUGAUGCAUAAGUAGAGAAACGGUGAGUGAAAACGGUGUUUUUUUGUAUCUGUUCAUUGUAUGAUGAUCCCAAAUUAAUGUCUACAAAUUGAGGCUGACACAUAUUUUAAGUGUAACAAUAGAAGUCAAAGUGUUAUUAUCAUGGUGUUUUCCCAAAUUUUCAUUGUCUAUUUUUUUUUGUGUGUGAUACCUUUGUAAUUUCAUUUCUUCUCUUUUCUCAAGGCUUUUUCUUAUUUUAUUUUUUUAAAAAUUGAGAUAGCGAAAUGAAUACUUGAUGUGUUUAUUGAGUCUGUGAAUGUAAACCAUAUCCAGAUCGUGUGUGAAUUUUCUUUCAUUUUUUUUUUGUUUGGGUGCCUUCUUGGAGCUCCAUGACAAAAAAAAUUAAAGACUUUCAGAUGGCCAUAAAUAACGAGAUGAAUUUUUUCUUAUGUGGUUAAAUGUGUCAAACCUUUUAUUUCUUUUAUAUGUUCAGUGUCAGCUUUCUUUUGUUAAUCCCUCACCAUGUGUCAUUAUAAUUGCAUAAGAUUUUCUUUGAGGUUGUGGCCAAGCUCCAAGGUGAAUGUUAGCACAAAAGUCAAUCAAUGGGUACCCAGCAUGACGUCAAGAUUCUCUUGCAAGUCUUAAACAAGGUCACUGGAACUAAUUGCAGUUAAAAUCCAAAUUUUUAAAUAUUUUUUUUCCAUGCUGAAAAUAAUUUUUGAAAAUAUUUUAACUAGAAAAAGAGAACAGCCAAUGAAUAAGGGUCCUUGAAAAUACUGAGAGCAACAGGUUUAAAAAGAAAAUAAUUUUUAUUAAGUUAAUAAAAUUUGCAUCACCCUUAAAUAUGGACUUACCGUGACUGUUCAAAUGUACUGUAUGUUAAACAAAAUGUGUACAUAAUUCCCUGUCUUUCAAUGGCUUAUUUACAUUUGUUGUGUGGUUUCAUUUGAAAUUCGUAUGUUUAAGAGAAACUUGAUUUUAUUAUGUUUUUAAAAGCUAAGCACAAAAUGGAAUUAUUCAAACAUUGCUAUAUAUUUAUAAUCCAGCUUUUAGUUUAUAAUAUAGAUAGGCUCAGGGCUUUUUGUAAAAAAAAAAAACAUUCACUAAGUCUAAAAUUCUUAGUACCAUUAAGCUAUAACAGUCUUUGAUCUUAUAAACUUUGCAUAGUACACGAAAUUCCUUUCGAAUUAAUGACAGCUUCACAAAUUUUUUCAUGUUUUGUUUAGGGGGAAAGUCUUAUGUUGUCAGGGGGGGGGGGAAGGGGAUAUAUGAUUGAUGAUGUAUGAUGUUUUAAACUAAAUUAUUAAAUCUUUUUCUAGUUUGUCAAAAUUAACAAAUCAGAAUUUUAGCAAUACACAAGUUUCGUUGUCAUUUUUUUUUUUUAUUUGUCAGGGAUAUUUUGUCAUUUCCUGAUCUCAAUUCCAAAUUCCAGUGAGAAUCUUUUAGUGAGGAGUAAAAGUUAAACCUACAUGCAUAUUCCAGUCUUUAAACAGAACAAUUAUUGAAUCUCUUUUUCUUUUUUUCUAUCAAAUAAACUGUCAUCAUUUGAAUUUGCUUUGAAGAUGUAAUAAAGUGUCCAUAAACAAUAUGAUGAAAGUUUAAUAUUUGCAAUCAAUAAUGCUAUUGUGUUACAUAAUUACUUUCAGUGUAUUCAAUUUAUUUUCCCCUUCAUUUUCUUAUAUCCUAACCCUGUGUAUCUGUGUAUAUUGACGUGUAUCUUCAUUAGGCUGAGGGUUAAAAUGCUUGUUCUCUUUAUGAGUGCAGGCUUCUUCUCUGUUGUUUCAAUGUUUUUUUGUUUUUUUUUAAAAAAAGAUUGUUUUUUUUGUGUUUGCAUUCAGCCAAUUUGUGACAAUGACACCUCUACAGCAGUUAUUACUCAUCUUUUUAUGGAUUGUGAAAACGGCAAUUUUUUAAAAUGAAAUUUGUUGAGUUUUUUUUGUAAAGCAUCACAUUACAAAAAUGUUGUUCAGUCAAGGCCUCAUUAUGAUAAAACCUGUGGUGAGGGGUUCAGGGAUCUGACAUAUACAAUAAUUAUUAAAAGAUGCUUGGGUGCAGUUCAUCUUGAAUACUUCUCUGAGCAGUUGCAGUAUUUGAUGAUUACUUCCAGACAUUUUUUGUGGUUUGUAAUCUUGACCAUUGGUAGUUCACCUUGACCUUUGUAUGCUUGGAUAUUGUGGCCAGGGCUGUCCAUCCCAUCGUGAUUCCACAAAUUUGCACAUGGUGGGUUUAAAAUCAUUUAAUAAAAUUUUGUUUUCAAAUAAAAACUGUACAUUUUAUUUUGCAUGAGGACAAAAGUUAUGCAACUGAUGACAGUGAAAAUCUGCUGUUGCGUUUUUUUUCUACACUCUGAGCUCACAUUAAAAUUGUAUUAAAAUGAUGUCAACAGGAUUAUUUGAGAUGUAGAAUAAACUCAUCAUAAUGAAUUCAGAGGAGAUAAAACAAAUUAAAUUUUUCAAAUUGAAUUGCUGUAGAAAUUCAUUAUAAAUAUAUGACAAUAAAAUUUAGUUGACAGCAUACAAAAAAAUUGCAAUUUUGGUAAAUAUCACUUUUGAAAUAUAAAUUUAUUACAAAAAUACCUUGUAUAUUACUUAACUAGAAAUUCCAUACAAAAAAGCUGCAAUGUGUUUUUAAAGUAGUAAUGUUCAAAUGUUCAGUCCAAGUUACAAAAAGGUAAUAAUAAAACAAACAUCUAUUUUCACUCAUGCAUUUAAAUUGACUAUUGAUUACCAUAUCUAAUAAUAUUCAAAUAUGGAUUUAAUGGGUAUGAAUAACAUAGGACCUGAAUGAGAAUCUAAAUCUAAAAAUAUUUAUUUAUCAAAACCAGGUAGAAGUCUAUUGCUUAACAAAAAAUUAAAGUGAAAACUAACAAAUAUUUAAAACUACCUAUAAAGUCCUUUUUUUUUUCAUUCAAACUUUGAUUUUAAUUUAAAUAUGUAUUUUAUACAUGAUAUGGUAAACAAAAUAUAAACAUUCAAAUACAAAGGUGAAGAUAUUAAAUUCAUAAUUGCUUAUGUAUAUAAAUUCUUUUAGCAGUAAAAUCUCUGAAGGCGAACAACAUAGUGAUUUUUUUUUGUUGAAAAUAUAUAAUCAUCCACACUUAUAUUGCCUGGUAAUAAAUACUUCUAAAGUAAAAGGAGAGAGAUGAAUACAAUUAUUCAGUCAAAGGACAGGCGCAGUGUUACAAGUGUUACAUCAUGAUUCUCUUCAAACAAUGAUAUAGAUAUAUUUUAUAAAGUAUUCUAAAGAAAAUACAUUGAUAUUUAACAAAGUACAAACCCAUCACAAUGAUAAUAAUACUGCCAAAUUGUAUAUGUAUCUCUUCUUCUUCUUCUUCUUCUUCUAUAUCUUAAGGGCCCACGAUCAAUUUAUUGAUCAUUUUGGCUCCUAUGCAUGUAGAUGGGAUUUGCAAUGUUUCUGUUCCUGGUGUUGAUGAGGAAAUUUCACAGAUUUCCAGUGCCACUUUGUGAGGGAAUCAU
Lymnaea stagnalis (great pond snail) is the source of this 20397-nucleotide messenger RNA. The record is from the annotation of a GenBank genome assembly. Lineage: Eukaryota; Metazoa; Mollusca; Gastropoda; Lymnaeidae.